Messenger RNA from Paramecium pentaurelia, 845 nucleotides. NCBI's taxonomy places the organism in Eukaryota, Ciliophora, Oligohymenophorea, Peniculida, Parameciidae. The record is from the annotation of a GenBank genome assembly.
AUGGGAAUGUGUGAAUCACGAGAGGAAUUGAAAGAUACUUAAUUUGGAAGAUCAACAAUAUAACCAAAGAUGUCAGAAUAUCCAAAUUUAGAUUUUUAUAAAGGAGUCUACCCAUUUUAGCUUAAUAAUUAGAUCUAAUUUCAUAUAAAGCAUUGGAAAACCUAUAAUUAACCAUAUUAAUGGAUUAAAUUUUAUUCAGAUUUAGAAUCAGAUAAGCAAUUUAUGUAAUGGCUUUAUCCAAAUUUUUUCUAAUCAUUUUUGAAUACAACUAGUUUUAGAUUAUCAAUAAAGGAAAGAAAUAGUUUCAUAGAAGAUGAAUCUGUAAUAUUGAUUAUUUAUAAAUUAGAUUAUGAAAUAGUAUUUGGAUAACAUAAAAAUGUUUUAGAGAUUCUUAGGGAUUGGAAGAGAUGAAAGUUAAUAAUUAUAAAUAUUAGAUCAAUAAUAGUUUGAUCAAUGUAUUUACUCUUACACGUAAAAUUAGGUAAGGAUUUAAAGAUUUAUUUCAUCAAUGAGUAUAUUAGGUUAAAGAGAAUUGGCACUUGAAUUAUUAUAAGUUAUAAAGAAUAAAUUGACAAAGAAAAAUAAGAUAUAUUAAUCAAAAUUUUAAGGUUUUGAGUUAUUAGUUGAAGAAUUAGAUUUAUCAGCACAAUCUUUAUUUUCAAAGAAAGUAUUUCUAAUUAUUUUAUAAUAAGAAACCUACAAAAUCAUUUGGAGAAUAUAAAACACAUUAUGUAUAAGAGGAUCUAUUGAAUGAACCAUGGGUAUAGGCUUCAAUAUUAACAAAAGCACCAAUAAUAGUCAUUUAAGAUAAAAGGGAAUCGUUUGAGAUUAAAUAAGAAGUUUGA